Molecule: messenger RNA, 22212 nt
Organism: Pocillopora meandrina
Lineage: Eukaryota; Metazoa; Cnidaria; Anthozoa; Scleractinia; Pocilloporidae
Source: the annotation of a GenBank genome assembly
AUGCAGCAUUGUACUGGCAAAGUAAGUAAAAAAGUUAUUUAUUUUGUCUCGAGCAUAAGGUAAAGAAAAUGUCAAAGUCGUACAUAGGAUUCAAACUUCAAACCUUUGUGUUUUGCAGUCUAUUACUCUACUACAGAGUUACGAAAAAUUUCUUUCGAACUAGGCCAUACACUAGGUUCAUUUGCGACAAACAUCCAACAUAAUGCUAGGAUUAGAAAUGGUCAUGUGUGUUGAUAGAUAAAGAAGAAUGGUAAACUUUUGAGGUAUUUUAUUUUGUUGAAAUGAUUUAGUGUCCUUCUCUAAUUGUAGCCAUCAUGUGGAUCAGAGUAAGGACAAUGGAUGGCCAAAAAGACACACGUGUUAGGGGUUUGAGCAAACUUACCAAAAUUGAAGACCUUAGGAUCAAGCUUGAAGAAGCUUUUGAUGUACCACCCAGUAAACAAAGACUAUUCUUUAAAGGAAAACAGGUAAUAAAUUAUCAAUUUGAAACUCACUCCUUGUAAUUAAAGCAAUUAUUUUGCCAGCCAUUUUAUGACAUUAGGGCGACAGAAAGUAUGUGUAUGUCCUUCAAGCUGGGCUUUUUAUGUAACAAACUUUUAAAGGAAAUGUGUGAUAAAUAGAACUCUCAGGUAAUGCAUGGGAAUAUAUUUUGAAACCUAUAAAAAGAAAUGAUAAGGGAAAAAUAAAUCCCUCUGAUAACUCUUCAACAAAUUCUAUAGAACUUGAACUCCUGUGUAUUUGAACAAAAUUGGAUUACCUUUGGAUUACCUUUGGAUUUAACCCUUUUUUUAAGUCAUUCACUAUCAGUUUACUUGAAGUCAGCUAACUUGAACCUUCUGUCAACUUGAAGUAAUUUUGUUUUUCCUGGCCUCAAAUUUACCCUAAAUACUCAAAUUUUUAAAUCAAAAUGACUGAGGAUUAACGUCAAAGUAUCGGAAAAUAGCUGAUUGACACAUCCCGCUCUUUAAUCACGAUUGAUGCAAGCAUAAUAAAAUUUACAAAAAAUAAUAGUUGCUGAGAAAAUCAAGAGAAAAUGGCAGAGGCAGCAAACUACUUAUUAAAUUAUUUUUCAAAGAAGCAUCUGCUGCUGAGGGCAUGGAAGAAACAGACACUAAAUAAGUUUUUUUCAAAUGAGCGAAAUGUCGCCAGUUUUAUUGUUCACCAUGCAUAAUCACCUCUCAGUUUCAGUUUUGUCGUAUAUGUGAUGUUUACUACUUUAUGUAGGCAAGCCAAGUGUUCAACAAACAUGGAUAGUACUGUAUUUUUCAGUCACUCCCCAUGGAACAGUAGAAUUACUCUUGAGUGCGUUCGUGUAUUUAUAGCAAUUUAAUUAGUUGUUUACGGUAUCUUUGUUGAAAAAUUAAGAUGUCCUUAACUACUGUGCUGGAUCUUAGCCUCUUAUUCCCAAAAUAUAUAGGGCAAAAUAUCCCUAACUAGUUCUUAUCUGAAAGCAAAUAAACUAAAUGUUUCAAAAUGACUGUUGACUGUGCAAGAGUGGUAAAAUGAUGAUACCUUGAUAAAAAGAAAAUUGAAAUUCAACACCGACCCUGAUAACUUGAACCCCGCUAACUCAAACGUAUUUUCUGUUUCCAUAGGGAGUUAGAGUUAGAGUUAGUGGGUUCUAAUGUAACACAAGCAGAUUUUUUAUUUAUUUCUUAUUCUUUAAGGCUUAGGAAAGUACUCUGUAACUGAGAGAAAUUUCCACCCCUAUAUUUCAUGAAAAGCCGUGGAGUGAGGUGUACAUUUUAAUUUGCAUACUGUUGGUUCCGGUAGUCUUACUUAAUAUUCACUGACCUGAGAUAUACAUGAAUUUACCGUUGUAUCUCUGCACAAAGUCUGGGAACAAUUGGAGGAUACAAAUGCAACUAUAAGUUCUUUAGAUAUUAGUUUGAACAACAAGCCACAUUUCAUUUUGUGCUGUAUUCUGGUAAUAAGUUUUUUAUAAUCAUUAAACAUCAGGUUGGAUUUGGAUCUCCGCCAAGUUAUUGAUUUAUUAGUGAGAUGUUGAAAAAGAAAGACUACAAUAAUAUGAGGGCUGAUUUUCAUGGAAGAUUCACUCAUGAUUUAAGAGAACUUAAGCAGUGUGCGUACUCGCUGCCAUGGUUAACUACAAUAUUGUAUUCCAACAUGUCAGCUACACUCUAUAAAGUUGACAAAUGCUCUUUUAGCAACCCUUUCAUCUCAGGUGUGAAAAAACCAAAUUUCUCCCCUAAAUGUUAAUACACUUUCAAGCAGAAGAGUGAUGAGAAGUAAGAAAAAUAUUAACUCUGGAAUGCUGGUUGAUUUAUUACUAGAUUCCUUGGGGGUACAGUCAUAAGAAAUGUAUGGCAGACAGAGCAGAGGAUUGAUAUUUAAAUUUUUGGAGCGGAAGGUUGAUAAUGACUAAUAUGUUCAUAUAUAUCCAUGUUUAUUAUUCCACAAAUAUGCCAUUUUACCAGAUUAAGCACUGGAACAAACAAAUUCUGCUGCGUUAUUACUCCGUUGUUAAGGGCAGUGGUAUGGAUGGAAAUGGGCACUAGGUUUGCUCAUUGCUCACUGCUUUGUUUUUCCUUACCCAGACAAAUACCUUGCAACUUGCAAAAUACAUGUAUCCAUGCAUGUUAUGAGUUAAACCAUUGAAUAAGGUGUAUUUAUUGCCUUUUGCACUGGUGUUGUACAAAACAACUGCUUCAAAGUACAAGGUCCAAAUUCUUUCAAUCUGUUUGUGGAUGUGAAAUUUGAGAAAGUGAUAAUCAAAGACAUAUUGCACUUCCAUCUUUGUCUAAGUGACAGAUGACUAGGAAACUCCCAAGUGAUGCAUGACACUUGGAUAGUGAAAGAUAAAUUAAGGUCUGAAAUGUUUUUUUUUUUUUUAAUUUGAAUUAAAAAAAAAUUUUCCUAAACAUUCAGGGUUUUAAAAGCAAAUGAUGUAUUUUUUUAUUUUACAAUCAAGGUCGGAAUCAUUUAUAUUUUUAUUUUAAUAACUCACAUGGUGCUGAUCACUGCCAUUUACAGGACACUGGAGCCAAGAUUACCAUUCGGUUUUCUGUAGCUAAGAAGUAGAGAAAAGGUGCAAUCUGGAGCUCCAGAGUUCAAUAGACCUCUUUGGAUUGUAGUUUUUGUUAGGUCAUGUGAUGAUUAACUCUAGACAACUGUUUCUUUCAAUUUCCAUGAUUUAUGAAAGAUUAAGUUGGGAAUUCCCAUGAGACCUGAUAUAGAUAAACAAAAGGUACAAGCUAAAGAGGUUUAUUUCUGCAGAUUUGCUUUUUUCCUGUGCUUUUGAUGAAACAAGUAACAUCUUUCUUUACAUGAAGAAUAAGCCCACAAUUCUCCAUCUUUCUUAUUUGAUAUGAACUUUGCUCCUUUGGAUGGUUAAUCCCCUUGGUGUAUUGAACACCAAUCAAGCUCCCACAGGUACUCUUUGUAUGUAAAAAUGAAACACUCUUUAUCUUUUAGUUGAAACUUGUGUGGUUAAAAUAAAAUGUGUAGCCCUGGUUGUGAAUGAUACGCAGUGCAAUGAAUUGUUCUGAUACAUGUGUAAAUCAAGUAAUCUAUUUAAUUAAUGCUUCUUUAUUCUCUUGUUACUAUAGCUUGAAGAUGGUCACACGUUGUUUGACUAUAAUGUGGGACUUGAUGAGAUCGUUCAGUUAAUGAUAAGAACAAUUGCUCCACCCAGUGACAAAAACAAUAAUAGAAAGCAAACCCAAGAUGAAACUGAACAAUCAGUCAAUAAAGAAGAUGACGAGUCUGCCAUGCAUGUCAAUGGUCAUGUUUCAGAUGAGGACCAGGUGCAGUAAUGAUUCUUAUCAAUCAUUCAGUCCAUUAAGGUUAUAUUUUUAUAGUGUGAAGCUAACACAAAUCAGAUGAGGUGUAAUUUUUGUUUCAUUGGUAACAGUCAGGUCUUAGAAAAAUUACAUUGAAGAUGUUUUGAGGCUAUAGGGUCUAACAAAUAUCUCUGUAGACAUUUGACUAUAUGUUGGUGGUUUUUUAUGUGCUAAUAAGGAGUUAGAGGAGGACAAGAAUCAACCAAGUACUUCAGAGGAAAAGGUUCCUCAAAGCCUCUACAAGGUUUGUUGUUUCAUAAACUAUAUAUCUUUUAAUGAACAAACAUUGGCUGAAUUAGGUCUUUUGUAAAUAUUUCUAAAACUUGAAAGCAUUAUUUCGUGAAGAGGGGUUAUUAUGGGUACCAAAUCAUCUUAAUUGGACUUAAAUCAAUAUGUUUUUUUUGUAAAAUAAUUAUUAUAACUUGAGGUGUAGAAUAUGUAGAACAAUGACAUGAAACAAUUAUCACUCAGAUAGGUGAAAUGAUAGAUGGAAAGGAUCCUAAGAUGGGUGCAUGGUUUGAGGCCAAGAUUGUGGACAUUUCUCUGGCAGAUGAAAAUAACCCAAGUUCCAUUCUGUACCAUGUGGUUUUUGAUGGGUAUGUGAAACUUUUAUAGUAUACUUUAAGUCAAACUAGGGAGAUAAAAGAUGUGAAUGAAGCCAAAAGACUUUUGACAAGGGAGAUGAAUUAUAGGAAUAUUUGAGAAAUUAUUUAAGACUGUAUUGUAAAGCGUAUUAAAAACAGUCACAACACAUUUGUAUGAAAAUAGAAACAGAAAUAGAGGAAAAGUGGUGGAUUAGGUCAUAAAAAGUUGUGGAAUUCUGUUGGUGUAAAAAUGCUCUGACCUAGGUUUAAGUAAUAGUUUGUUCAUAAAAAUGAAUUCAGCCUGAAAUUAAAAUACCUUCCUCCUAUACAACCCUUACACCCCUUACUGCAAAAUGUUUCUCAGGUCACCGUUUUGUUAUUCUUAUAGUUCUGAGGAAGAUGAGAUGACUAAGCUUCAUGAGAAUUCUAUUAGACCCAUUGCUAGAACUGCCCUUCCUUGGGAACAGGUAAAUCAGCACUUUGUUUAAUGAGAAGCAAGGAUUAUUAUCAUGAUCUUGUCACCUUUUGCUUGGUUGCUAUGCCUUACAACAAUUGGAUUAGCCAUGCCAUUUCUCACUUUUAAGAAUAAAAAUCAGCAUUAAUGAUUUCGAAUGACGUUUGGAUGACUUGUUCAUCAUUUUCAAAUUAUAAAAGACAGAUUCCUAGUUGUUCUCCACAUACCAAGAAUGUUUGUCAAAGUCUCACUGCAUGUGGAAUGUAGAGAGUGAUUAUUAAGUACUAAAUAGUUUUUCUUUAAUUGAGUCAAAUGGAGUGUUCCCAGGUAAAAAUAUAAGGUGGGAUCCCGCCAAUCCCACCUGGGAUCCCAGGUGUGUCCCGGGUGGGAUCCCGCCUUUUUCAGGUGGGAUCCCGGGUGGGAUUAUGGAACAUCCCGCAUGGGAUCCCACCUGGGAUUAUGGAACAUCCCGCAUGGGAUCCCACCUGGGAUUAUGGAACAUCCCGCAUGGGAUCCCACCUGGGAUUAUGGAACAUCCCACAUGGGAUCCCACCUGGGAUUAUGGAACAUCCCGCAUGGGAUCCCACCUGGGAUUAUGGAACAUCCCGCAUGGGAUCCCACAUGGGAUUAUGGAACAUCCCGCAUGGGAUCCCACCUGGGAUUAUGGAACAUCCUGCAUGGGAUCCCACCUGGGAUUAUGGAACAUCCCCCAUGGGAUCCCACAUGGGAUCCCGCCAAUUGAAGUUGGGAUCCCACCUUAAAUUCCUAAUAGCAUCCCACCUGGGAAAGCCUAUCCUGGGCAGGAUUAAACCUAGAAUCCCACCAAUCCCUCUUGGGAUCCUGCCUCAAAUUUCAGAUAGUUUCCCACCUGGGAAAUCAUAUCGCAGGUGGGAUUGCAUCUGGGAUCCUGCCAAUCCCAGUUUAGACCCUGCAUAAAAUUACAGAUGGCUUCCCACUUUCAGAAAAAUCCUUUGAGGGAUCCUGUUUAUCACUGGAGACCACAGAUUUAUAAAAUGUACCAGAUAGGAUAUCUUAUCAAUUCCUUUUGUAACCUAAUCCGUAAAAUUAAGAGGAUAAAUAUUUUUUAGGUGAGCUAUAGACCCCAUCAAUCCACUGAGGGUCCAAAACUUUCCAACAAGCUAUAGAACAUACUGACACCUCCAAUGGGAUCCCAUUGUCUUACCAAGCUGUUGAUCAUAAAUGAUUCAAACAGUACAUGAAUACACAGACUAUAUGUGAUAAAGAUCUCAUAAUUUAUUUGCAAUGAACCAGCAUGUGUUUGAUAUGUUUCAUUAACAAAUUUCUUAACCGAACAUUGUUAAAUAAUAACAGCACAACUCAGCAUAUUACUUUUUCUUCAUCAUUUAAGCAGACCAUCUACAGUGUAAUAAGGCUCCACGUUUAAAAAAAUUGGCUGAUGUGUAUCAAAGAAUAGAAGAAAGACAAAACCUCAAUAAUUCAUGUUAUCAAAAUUUUGACAAAGGUACUGAUUGAAAGUCUGCUCUCUCUUCAGUCGAAUUGUUCAAAGCAAAGCAAGGUCAGAAUGUUCCCAAAUGUGACUAAAGUAAUCUUGAAACCUUACUCAUAGAUUUAUUUCAUUGUAAAGUGUAAGCUUAGGAAACUGCAGCAUGCAAGUGACCAAUUCGAUUCUCAGAAUUAUUUGAGUUUCAGUUGCGCUGAGCGUUAGGUAAGCUUAAUCCAAGCCGUUAUAUCUAUUCUUUGAUAAGAUUUUGAUCACGUAACGAAUAUGGCAAUUUGUACUCACCACAAACUUCUAAAACUCCUAGCUUUAAAUGGCCACUCGAUCGUUGUUUGAACCACUGAGUCGAUAUGUCAACUGUUAAUUGUCCCUUCUUUUAAUUCCACGGCACCAACGACUUUCUUUUCAUUUAAAACACUCACGCUGUUCUCGUUUUCCCAUUGAACCACAAUAAAACUCAUCUUUAGAAGUGUUAUAUUACGCAAAACAAUUGAGAAAAGAAACAACUUCAAGCAAGAGCGGUUAACCGAUGAAAAGUACAUUCAAAGAUGAGCGCCAAAUGGAGUUUUCUUUGUUUCCGAUCAUGGGUAUGUUCACGUGAACCUUUUAGCAAAGAGAAUCCGCUGGCUUGACCCAUUGCAGUCUCAAGAGAAGCGCGCAACAUUAUUCUGUCCGGUUCUCCUCUCAUGUUUUGAUGAUGACAUAAAUAAUGAUGUGAAUUCACUCUAUGUAGAAAUAAUCGACAAGAAUCAAACAAGAAUGCACGAUUUGUGGCUGAAAGUUUUCGAGGAAAGAAAGACUCGAAACCCACUUGAGUUAUGUUCACGGCGAAGGUGAGAAACAACACAAGCCAAUCACAUUAGGAAGUAUAAGAGAUACCUAAAUGAUCCCAGUGUACCAGUACCCAAAUCAACAAGGCUUGACCACAACAAGCGUUCAGCAACACGUUCCAACACAGCUAGCCAUCUUGAUUCCUCAGUCGGUCUUUCCACUGAACUAGCAGUGGUGCCAACAGAGUCAAGUGCGUCUCAUAACGGAGAAAACAUUUGCACGAGAGACCAUUUGCACCAAAAAUAUAAAGAAGUAAUAUUUUUUAGGAGGUCCAGUGAUUGGGACAUUUAAGAAAUUAAGUAAUGAAAAGAAACUCGGUUUGUACUUCUCACUACUAACAAGGCUUGUUUUAAAAAUAUUUUCAGAUCAGAGUUUCAAAUAAAGCAAAUUGAAGAAGUCAUUUAAAAGGUGUAUUUUCUCGAAGGGAACAGUGACCACCUCUGUCUUGUCCACAUGCUAAAUAUUUGCGGAGUGUGUGGAUGAUCCAUAAGUAUUGGAACUCUCACAAAAAUGUUUUGUAAGAAUAAAAACAGCAAAACAAUAUUUUCGUGGGUGGGAUAAAGAAUCCCAGGUGGGAUAUGUAAAUCCCGACCAGGAUCCCGGGUAGAAUGCAUAAGUCCCACCUAAGAUCCCGGGUGGGAUGUAGGAAUCCCGCAUUAAAUGCGGGAUCCCAGUUGGGAUCAAAUUUUCAUCCCAGGUGGGAAAGGUGGGAUCCCACCACCUAGGGCGGGAUCCCGCCAUUCCCACCUGGGAUCCUGGGUGGGAUUGCCGGGAUCCCGCCUAUAUCCCGCCUGACAUUUUACCUGGGUUCAGUUUAGGUUUCUUUUCUUGGAUAAAGAGCAUUUCAUGAAUUAAGCAUUCAGAUUUCCAACAACAUUUCUCAAGGAUGGUGAAUUGCUGGUGUAGAUCUUUGUUCCUCUGAUUGUAGGCAUCUCUCAGAUGUUUUCCAAUAGCUGAGUGUUUGUGUUCAUUAAUGUGUUGCAACAAUUUCAAACAGUCAAUGUUUACUGGAUUGAAUUAGUUGGGUACCAAAUCUGACUGGACAAUUAGAGCUUCUGCACAAUUUCAAUCCUAAUGGAUGGUAUUGAAAUCUGUAUAGGGCUUUUUUGAUAUUCUUAUUUGUUGCUUUGCAAGUUUGCGAUAUGCAUUAUUUUGGAAGCCAUUGCAGGAGAUCAAUUUUGAAAAAGGGAAAUACCUCUCACUGUUUUUAUUUUUGGUAUCUUGAUGCAUGAAGUUUCAUACCAAAUUAAUUUCUUACAAAAGACGCAUUUGUGUAAAAAGGAAGUAGGUUUUUAAGUUUUAAAAUUGUUGCUGACAAUAAUAACAUCUUUAUUUAAGGAGGGUAACACAUAACAGUAACUAGUGGCCCUAGAUCCUAAAAGUACCAUAAUCAGAGUGAAAAUAUAUAAAAUGUAUGUAAAAUGAAUUCAAGGAUUAUAAAACAGGUCCAUAAGAACGCAAGCUAAAAACCAUAUAAAGUAAAAUAUGCCGCUUGGGUCAGGUUAAAAUAAAAUAUGCCGCUUGCGUUGCCUUGGUUUUGCAAUUGAAACAAGGGCAAGCAAGAUUUAAUUUACUAUCACAUUUGAACUAAAAUGUUCUACUUCAUCGUGUCUCAUUAGAAAAUGUCUGUAAAAGGCCUUUCUGAAAGAAGCAACUGUUGUCGUCUCUUUUUUUACGUUAGUAGCUAGCUGGUUCUACAGCCUUGUCGCAGAUAUGCUAAAGGUCCUCUCCCUUGGUUUCACCAUUGAAACGAGGGCAGAGAGAUUUAAUUUACCAUAGCAACAGUUCGUGAGUGUAGGUCUGCAUUAAAUUUAAGUAUAUCGUACAUAUAUGAAGGACAGCUUCCUAGUAAAUACUUAAAAACUAAAACACACUUAUUUCACUUGACUUGAUCAUUAAAAGGGGGCCACUCUAAUUUUUUAAAACGUUUCACGUUGUUCGACCUUGUAUCAGCUUCCAAGAAAACUCGGGCAGCACGUUUUUGAAGCUUGAAGACUCUCAUUAUGUUAUCACUUGAACAGUUUGACCAAACAGUUGAUCCAUGAAACAUUAGCUGUUUAAACCUUUGGGUGACCACGUAGAACUGGAAAUGCUGAUGUUCAUAGAAACACAAAUGUAUCUUGGAAGCUGGCUUGCAAUUUCAAUUUCAAGCUUAUUUUAAGAAACUUAAAAGAGGCUGAAGCACCCCAAAGAAGAACUUUUUAAUGGUUCCUGUUUGGAUGUAGAGAAGAUUACCACAAGCCCUUAUCCAUUUUGGUGACAUUUUUUCAGUUGCCUUUCCUUGUUGAAUUUCUUAAAAUUCUUUUACUUAAAGCCAAGCUUCUGUUUGACUUUAACCUAAGUGCUCUUCCCCUUUUUAUCUUUCCCCAUUCACAGUCUAAUUUUGUAAGUGACACAUAGCAAAUAUCACCUUGCAUAACUGAAAUCAGGAGAUGGUUACGUGAUUGAAAUUCAAGAAUCAGGAUGUUCUGCCGUAAAAAAAACACUUUGAGGGUCGUUUGCGGUGACUUGUUGUAAUUGGCUGUUCACACUUUGGCAGCGAAAGAAUUCAAUUUUAGACUAAAUUUUUGUAAAAAAAAAUUGUUUCAACGUUUUGGAAAACAUGUUCUUGGAUGCUGUGGUUAACAUAGUAAUACCUAGUUUGACACAAAAGAGAAAAAAAAUUAAAAAAAAAUUGGUCUUUGAAGGCUAUUGUACCCUUAAGUUGCAUUUAUGACAUGAAAAAUUUAGAGAUCAGUAUGAUUAAAUAUAAAAUUCUCAAAUAAAUUACUAGCGAAGAUUGGUGUCAAACCAAAGGGGGCUAGGAUCUACUUGAAUACAGAACACAGUAGAUUAGCAGAUGUUGUAGACUGUACUGAGCCUAUUCUCUUCUAUUUUGCCAAGACAUGGCUGAAACUGUUCAGCAGUUAAAAAGGUAUUUCUACAGGCAGUGGAAUAUGAAUGUGUGCAGAGUACAAUCUCACUCACACCUACAACAGUGACAUGCACUCAAAAUAUGUUAGAUUAAAAGUUAUUUGAAUAGAAUAGAUAAAUAGGCUUAAAAAAUUAUUUAUGGAAAAAGUAUAGAUUCUGUGAGCAUAGCCCUAUCAACAAUGCCUAAUUGUUAUUCUUAUGGUCUGUUUAUUUUUCCUUCAAGAUCUCAGUGGGACAGCAUGUAAUGGCAAAUUACAACCAUGAUGAACCAGACGAGAGAGGUUACUGGUAUGAUUUCAAAAUCACAAAAAAGGUACAAUGAUUAAAUGUUUGCAAAAAAUAACAAAAUCUUACAGAGUUGGCUAGGGUUGAUUAUCAGGGUAAUUUGUUAUUAAGGUGUCAUAUCUUUUUGUAUAAACUGUGUGCUAAGUUACUGCCUUAACAUUUGUAUUUUACAGCUGGAUGGUUUUACAAGAAAAAGUAGAGAGCUUUAUGCCAGAUUGUUGUUAGGGUAAAAAAACUAUUUUAUUGUUUUCAUUGUUUUCAUUAGUUGUUUGUGGAUGUUUUGUUCAGGGUUGUAGAUAAGAGCUGGUAGCCGGCGUACUUCGCCGGCUUUUCUGCAAGGUUUUGCAGGCUACUUUCAUUGUUUUGAGAGCCCGUACAGAGAUGAUGUUUAUUGGGUCUAAACUUGGGCUUCAUAAAAAUAUAGAUUUGCACUGCCUAUCUUUUCUGAAAACAUAAAAAGACUUCUGACUCAAGGUUAGUUUAAAAAUGUUUUGAUGGGGACUGUCUUUUUGACAUAUUUUGAUGUGGUGGCAGGAAAGUAUGACCGAUAUGAAGUUUUGUCUGCAAUAUUGGAUUUCGAGACCCACAACUGUUUACCUUUAAAAGGCUCUGGCUACUUAAAACCUUAAAGAAAACCCUGUUGUUUUGUAACAAGUUUGUUUAACAAAGAAAUGUCAUGAUACAGAUGAGAAAAUUUUUUGCAUUCUUUGUUGUGAAAUGCCAAGGAAUUUAAAUUUUUUAAAUUUUUAUUUGAUUAAAACAAGAGCAAGAUGUUUUUUACAACUAGAUAUUUAAUUAAUUGCAUUAACAUUUUUAAUUAUAUAUAGUAGAGUCUUUACAGUUUUCUUAUUGUAUUUAUAUAUAUAUUUAUAUAUAUUAGUAAUUCAGCCUAUGGCUGCUAUGUUUUUAGUUAAUAAAACUAUCUAUUUAUAUAUCUAUCUAUCUAUCUAUCUAAUAACCAAGAUUUCAUUACGUUUAAUAAAACAACAGAGACACUACAGAGACACUUUUUUUCAAGUGAUUUUAGAAUAUUAAGGAAUAUCAAACUUUGCUUUCUGUAUCAUUAUUUGUGUUAAAAAAAGUUGUUUUUCUGUAAAGCAUUUUGGAAGUGAAAUACUCUGGUGGAAAAGAAAUUUUGAAAAGUAGAAGGUGGUGUGAAAAGUUAGCAUCAAGCUUAGUAUAUUUGUGGAUAGUCAAGUAUUGAAAUAGCUAUGGUACUAUAUGUAUGUAUCUCUAAACCUAUUUCACCUCUUGUUCUAAGAAAUAGCACAGAAGACACAGUUGCAGAAGAGUGCAAAAUUAAAUUCAUAGACAAAGAAAUAUUCCAGAUUGAAGGUCCUCCAGGUACAGUGAAGAGCCUUGAGUAUGUUUCGAACUGUUUCAUCAAUUUUGUUUUGAAGCAAGCACCCUGUCUGAAGCAGAUAGUGGCCAAAGUCCUUAUUUUGUAUUCCCUUACUUUUUUAUUUAUUAUAUAUGUUUAGUGGAUACAGACACUGAAAUUGGGUCCUUAAGAGGUUUUAUCACAGAAUGUUGUAUUCUUUGUGGAAACUGUGCAGUCUCAAAAUUUAUUUUAGUUCCUUAAAUGUUGUACUUUGUUUUAGAGGGAAAUGUGUUUUGAAAUAUGCAUGUUGAAGCACAAAUCACAAUAAUUGAGACUCAUUAAUCGGCACACCAUACAACAAAGUUUAUUCAAGAAGAAGGAGGCUCAAAGAAAUUAAAAGCAAUCUUUUUUUUUUAUAUACAGAUCCAUGUAGGUCAGGGGAAUCUAUAAGUUCGUCCAGCAGUAGAUCUUCACCAGCCAAAAGUAUGCACAUAAAAUGUACAAAUAGACAUUAUUCUUAAUAAGAACACAAGGUACUAAACAAUUUUAGAACCAGGUCAGCACAUAAAUUAAAUCAAGUGUUGUUGUGUUUAUUUUGUUUGAGCAAUAUGAACAAGAAAGAGCCAUAGCAAAAAAAUCUUUAAGAUAUUUAUAUGUCAGUAGCUGGAAGAAUGAAUCAUUUUGUGUUACCAACUAUUUCAGCCCUCUCACUUUUAAAAUGUGACUUUAUUAUACAUGUAGCUCUCCCUUUCCUUAGCUAUAUGUUUUCUUAUGAGAAUUUAGUGUUGCAUCAGGGACUAAUAAUUUUUUCUUUGUCCCAUGCUUUUGACAAAACGAAACAAAAAUUGUCUCUUUUUUUUAACCCUAGAUGUGUUUGUUUUCUCUUUUCCCCCACUGGCUUGAUAAUGUAUCAAUAUUUUAAGGAUAAGUAAUCACUGUUUUGAGUUGAAGCAUUACACAUUGUCAAGUGUGCUAUGUUAGUUUUACCUCAUUGCUAAUCGUGCUGAAUGUUAUAAAGGACAAGUGAAGCCUGACUGCAGCUACUGUAAAGAUGACCCAAAGAAAUUGUGCAAACAUUGUAAUUGCCAUAAGGUAGAAUAAAAUUUAUUAUAAGUUAUGAGAGUUGCAAUAUACUUUAAAUUAGUUUCUCAAAUCAGAAUAAAAUUGAGCUUGUAUUAAAUUUAAACUGCUUGUUUCCCCUUCAUGUAACAGUUUGUGUAAAAAUUGCUUGGGUGCUUCCAACAGCACCCAGAUUUGGAGACCUUGGGUAUGGUGUUUUUCCUUUUUUGUUGUUUUUGUUUUUUUCAAUACUGAAAUCACACAUUGGAACCCUAAAUGAAAGGUGAAUGCUCCUGUUUUUUCAUGGAGGGAAAAUAAUAAGGGGUCACUUUUAAUUGUUGAUUGUGGUCUCUCUGUUACAGUGUGGUGGAAAAGAAAACCCUGGUGACCAACUCCUUUGUGAUGAAUGUGACUUAGCAUAUCACAUCUAUUGUUUGUCUCCACCUUUGGAAAAAAUCCCUGAAGAUGAUGAAUGGUAUGCCUCUCAUUUUCUGUUGCUGAUAUCUUGAUGUUACUGUUUAUUUUGCAGUAUUGGAAAUUUUGAUGAAAUGGAAACUAUUAUCAUCAACUUGGUUCUAAUAUUGUUUUCAGGUAUUGCCCCCUGUGUAAAAAUGAUACAUCACAGGUAAGAUGGUGCUAAAGUUUUUGGAUUGUAAUAAAAUCACAGGUUCAACGAUGUGUGCCUUUUGAAUAUCAGUUGUGCUUGUAUUCUAAAACACUCCAAAACUGGACUUGAAUGAGAUGGACCUGUAGAGAUUAAUCAGAAGAUCUGUUUCCAUGAUGUGUUGUGUUGGAAUUUUUGUUUAAUUGCCUGUCAUGACAAGAUUGUAUUUGACUUUGCUUUUGACAAGUUUUUGUCCAGAGUUUAGUUGAGUUGAGUUUUUGAAGAAAUUAGAGUAUUGAGUCUCCUCAAAGAGAGAAGGAAAGUGAUUUGGGUAAGGAAAUUCUUCUACUUCAAUCCCAAUAAACCAUGAUCUUCAAAUGUCAUCCUCAUUUUAUUUGUUACCUUGAUUUUGUGUCUGGUAGGUCAUUCAUGCUGGAGAGAAGUUGAGAGAAAGCAAGAAGAAAAUGAAGAUGGCUUCUUCAAACUCAACUACAAACAGAGAUUGGGGAAAGGUCAGCAUUGAAUUCUUGAUCUGUACCUUUGUUUUGCAAGUGGGCCAGAUUUAGUAAAGACCUUCAGGUCACUAUUUUAUCAACUAUUUGAUUGUAUAGGCAUUUGCUCUAGGGUAAUGUGUAGGGUUCAAGGUUCAAGAUAAAAUGGAAAAAACUCAGAAAUUAAUUUGUAUUUGCAUUAGGUACCAGUGCAAUUGAGCUUUUGGUUUCUUUGUUUGAACAGAGUUGAUUUGAAGUAGCAUUAAAUGAAAGUUUUAAUGAUAUUAAAGUGUCUAAAUAAUCUGUGAUGCUCAGAGCAAGUUUUUGUAUAGGCUAUAUUAUCUUACUGGUAUUUUUAAACAAAAGUAACUAAAUGAACCAAAAUUGAGCACAUUUUCUCUUGACAAAGCGGUAUACAUUGUCAUUAUUUGAUGAACAUUUUUCCUCGUGUUCAUCGACUAAGAGCCCAUUAUCUAAUAAAUAAAUUGUCGUGCUUCGUGAUAGACAACUGCCCACAGAUAAUGAUGAGCUCCUGUGUAACACCAUCGUACUGUGUUUUUCUGUUAAAAAAAGUAGUUUUCUCAUUUGUUGCUGUUCUCAUAUUCAUGAUAGAUAAUGGUAAAUUGUCUCCCUGAGUUGUAAGAAAGUAUUUCUUGAAAAAAUGUGUAGAAUAAUAUGCUUGGUGAUCAAAUGAUGGAAAAAAAUUAUUUUACUGGGCUAUUGCAAAGUCUUACGAUUUCUUGGUGGCAAGUAGAUUAAUUAUUUGGGAGCCAGUGAUGAAUUAAAGUACUCUAUUUUUAAGUUUAUCAACCGCUAAUUAUUUGUAGGGUAUGGCUUGUGUUGGGCGGACUAAGAUUUGUUCCAUUGUGCCUCCAAACCACUUUGGACCAAUCCCUGGAGUUCCUGUAGGAUCUUGUUGGAAGUUCAGAGUUCAGGUUUGAGUUCUUUCUUAAGCAUUGUAUUGGUAUUAUCUGGAGUGAAGGAGAAAAAUUCUCUAAAAACUUCUUCCAUUUUUAAAGCUAAAACACAGAAUUUAUUUUUUGCUGCUUUUUGAAGGUUAAAAUGGGUAGUCUUACCUUUUAACUCCCAUAUGUGGCCGUGAGAGAAUUUCUCAAAAAAUCAAUAUGAUAUCAACUAGACAAGUGAUGAGAAUAAAGAAAAUAUGAAUCAGGGAAUUAUUAGUUGAUCCAAUACCAACUUCUCCAAACUAUCAUUGUUAGAAUUGUAUCGUAGAGAGUGAGGAGAAUUACCAAUGAGAUCUUGGGAAUGGAAGGGUUAAACUUUUACUGUAGAUGCCACUUUUGGAAAGUGGCUUGGUAGGCUGGAUAAUCAUUUGUCGUGUCUUAGAUUUCAACUCAAAUAGUGAGAAGUUAAACAUGGAGUUCAUAAACAGCUUCUGCUUUGGUAUUGGGCCUCAUCUGUUUUUAUGAAAAAUUUAUGCUCUAAUUUUAAAUUAUGUGGUGUGAGUUAAGCCAUGCUUUGAGGUGUUAUGCAUUGGGUAAGUAGUAAGAUUGCUCAGUAACAUUCAAAAUGGUGGCAGCUGAAAAUUAUAUUUGAAGUUUGGGUUACUCUUUGGACUCUCAAAACAUUAAUACUGUCUUAAUUUCUUAAAUAUAUAUAUUUUCUAAUGGUAGGAAUAGAAAUUGUUUGGUCUUUGGAGCAUAAUUGCUCUUUCAUUCAGAGUUACUCUAUAUAGAAACUCAGAGUGAAUAAAUAUUUUUCAAUUUUGUUGUGUACAUUAUGCUUACAUUGUAUAUUUUGUGUGUAUAUGUAAUUUUUGUCUUUUGUCAGCAUUUUAAUUGCUUGUGUAAGCGAGAUCACCGGGAAUUAUUUAUUAAGUAGUUUACUGUUGAUGGACACAUGGAAGUCCACAGCAUAAGGCUAACCAGCCAGUUAAUGUUUGGUCUGUUUUUAGGUUAGUGAAGCUGGGAUUCACCGUCCACAUGUCAGUGGCAUUCAUGGCAGGGAUGGUGAUGGAGCCUACUCUAUUGUGCUGGCUGGUGGAUAUGAAGAUGAUCUGGUGAGUGAGCAGACCUCAGUUUUGAUUAAUUAUCUAAUUGAUUAGUUGUUAUGGUUUAUAGGAAGUUCCUAUUUCACAUCUAAUGAGAUUUCCUCUUUUUGUGACCAUUAUAAAACCUGCAACUUAUCAUAUUGAAAGGUCCAAAUAUAUAAGUGUGGUAAAGGAUCUGGUGAAUCAGUGGACUACAGAUAUAAUAUAUCAUCAAAUUAAUUUGUUGCUUUAACUCAUAGGAAGUGCCCACCCCAUCUAAUGAGAUUUCCUCACUAUUUUCUGACCAAUAUAUUAAACUUACCAGUGAAAUUUCCAAAAAGUAUCUGAUGAGUCUCAGGGCUGAGAGGAAAUGCCAUGUCAUACCAGCCACAAAGCAUUUUUCACAAGUAUUUAUAAAACUUGCAACACUUAAUAAUACUGAAAGGUCAUACCAUAAAAACCAGUGUAUAAGUGACACUCGCAGAUAAUUUGGAAAAAAAGUUCUGAAAAAAAAAUUAAAUCAAAUUCCACAGAUUAAUGAGGUUAAAAACCAUUUUCAUGAUUGAUUUGGAUUUUAAAUUGGAGAAAGUUGUUAUAUCUGGGUGAAAGAGGCUUGACUGACUAGAGAAAGAUCACUACCAUUUUAGGUUAGAUUUUUUUUAAUAUAAGGAGGAUCAUCACAGUUAUAAAUUUAUGUAAGCACAGUAAAUUUAGCUCCACUGAUUCAAUCUUUUUGGGUAGGACAAUGGAGAGGAAUUCUUUUACACUGGAAGUGGUGGUAGAGAUCUUUCUGGAAAUAAAAGAACAGCUGAACAGUCAUGUGAUCAAACAUUAACAAAAAUGAACAGGUAAUGCUAGCAAGAGGGCUCUCUAGAGAAGGCUGAGUUUUUGUCCAAAAUAAGGAACAUAAUGCAUGUAUUGAAUAGGAUAACCUACAUGUAACCCUAAGUAUUAACCUAAAAAGCACAUGUUUCCAAUCUGUUUCAGGGCACUGGCAAAAAAUUGUGCUGCUCCAUUAAAUGAUAAAGAUGGAGCAGAAGCUAAAAACUGGAAAGAAGGAAAAGCUGUGAGGGUGGUAUGGUCUAAAUUUGAUUUUUCCACAACUGUGUGAAAAGUUUCCAAAAAUAAAUGUUUGCUGUUCUUGUUGAGAUUACUUGUAAAAGGGGAGAGUGCUAUAGAGAGAACUUGACACCAGCUCAGGGAACAAUGCUUAUUUCUUAUAACUAUGAAUUAUAACUGUUUUAUUGGGGAAAAAAUAGUGCACAACCAAGAAAUAUGUUGGAUUUUAGCAAAAAAAUCAUGAAAUUUAAAAAGAAACCACAUUUUGACCAGGGGAUGUGAUGAAUUGAUCUCCACAGAUAAGUUGCUGUUAACUAGAUUUUUACUAAUUAGAGGAGAACAAGUGUGGAUGAAUUCAGCCUUUUGCAGGGAUUGAACUAUAAUGGCCAACCUGUAUCUGAAAGGCAACGUGGGAUCAAUCUUCUUUCAAGCCCCACAUUGAGUCAACCUAGUCUUUCUUAAAUUACAGAAUAAUUAAUUGCAGUUAAACUGUGAACAUAACUUCUUCUCUUGUUAGAGUUUUAUCUGAAUUUGUACUCUAUAUAUGACCACAUAACAGGUUAGAAGUGCUAAGCUGGCAAAACACUCCAAACAUGCACCAGCAGAUGGAAAUCGCUAUGAUGGCAUAUAUAAGGUAGUAGACUACCUUAGUAGUAGAUCAUACAUGUUCACAGAAACACUAUAGGGUGUGACGAACUGCAGUCUUGGAAAGAUUUCCAAGCCAUAUGAUCUUUAAAUCUUUAACUUAGUGUUUCUUUCCAUGUGACCCAAAUUUUUGUUUUUACCACAUUUUGAUGUCAUUUGUGGUAUAUUAUUGAACAGACACAUGUCAAUAGGGAAUGUAUUGAUUGAAUAGAUAUAUUUUUUGGCCUUUCAUUUUCAUGUAAUUGCAUUGAACAACUCCUUUGACAGUCUGCAUUUGAUUGACAGGUUGUGAAAUACUGGCCAGAGAAGGGGAAAUCAGGAUUUAUUGUUUGGAGAUACUUGUUACGCAGAGAUGAUGAGGUAGAGAUAGUUUAUGCAUUGAAUGAUAAUAAAAGUUCACUGUGGAUCUUGUAUAGAAUCCCCAACACGAGGAAAAACAAUGUUCCUGUAUAGUCAAUUGAUGCUACAAAGGAUGGAAUUUCCUCUAUUUAACUUUUGUUCAAUAAGGCCAUGCCCAUAAAGUGAUUCCUCACUUCUGCAAAUUCAUUAAACUUGAACAGUUCUUAUGACAAAUUUAUUUAGACCCCAGCACCAUGGACAAAGGAGGGCAAGAAAUUAAUUGAAGAACAUGGCUUGAAGAUGGUGGUAAGUGAACUUUAUAUGCUAAACAUUUUUGUGAUUUUUUCACUAAGCUGAAACAAUGGCCAUUCAUUUUGGGUUUAGAGAGGAAAGCAUAUUUCAUGUUGAUGAUCACUAUUGUGCAGAUACAACUAUGCGAUUCUUGAUAGCUUGAACCUUCAAUGACCAAAAAAUAAUAUUGAGUUAUAAGUUAUAAAAUUAUAUUUAAAAUAUGAUUACCAAGGGACACAAAGUUAACAUGUGUUUUUCAUUAAAGUGAGUUUGAACCAUCAGGAUUCAUGUAUCAAGGUUCUACUUAUAUCUUGUUCAGACUGAAUCUCUUACCAUGAUUGAAUUUUGUCUCUGGUGUGUUCUUCUGACUCAAUUUUCAGUUAUGUUUGAAUUAUAAUUGCUGUUUAGACUAAUAUUUUGUCAAUAUUAUCAGUAUCCUGAAGGAUUUUUGGAGGCACAAGCCAAAAAAGAAGAGGAAAAAAAGAAACAGCAGAAAGAAAAAGAUGAGGAAAAGGAAACAGGGAAAGGAAAGGGGAAAGGCAAGGGUAAAAGGAAACGAGAUAAAGGUUAGUUUAACAUUAUUUAACUGUCAAGCAGUCAAUAGACAAUUUCAGAAACUAAGUAAAUAAAUAAACAAACAGGGCAGAGAACUCUUUUCUGAUUUCAAUGGCCUGUAAAAAAAAUUAUGCUUAACAUAUUCCAGAUAAAUGUAAACUUUUUCUGAACUAUUUUUAAUCUUAAUCACAAAAAUUAAACCAAAACUGUGUGAAGAAAUAAUUUUUAUUCCAAUUUUUUAAAAAAUUUUAUCAUUAUGAGAUUUGUAUAUAUGCUAUUGUUAUAUAUUAUUUUACAUUACAUUAUUGUAAAUAAAGAUGUAAUUCAGUCCACAGCUGUAUCUGUCUAAGCCUUUUAGUGAACUGGAGUUAGGAUAUUCAAUGUUCAUUGUACUUAUUUUCAUGUCUUAACUUUUGUGUCAACUUAUAGCUUGUCUGGAGUUGCUUUCCAGUUGGGGAUGCUUGAAUUUACUUGAAUUUAAAAUAUCUCUAAACAGGGGGGUGAAUUGAUAAGUUACAUAAUUGAUCAAGCAAUCAAUUUAAUUAAAAAAGAUGAAAAGGAGUGGAUGUUUCAAUGAGCAAAUAAGCAAAUAAUGAUAAUCUUGAAUAAGUGUUGCAACAUAAAUGUACACAGCAUUUAUUUGUCAAAACAUUUCUCAUGUGUUGAGAGUUAUUUUCUCUCUUUAAUAUGUAUGUUGCAAGGAAGCUUUCAUAAUCUAAUAUUAACCCUUAAACUCCCACAACUGAUUACUAAGAAUUGUGUAGUUAGACAGUAAGGAGAAUUUCUAGUAAGUGAGAUCUUGAGAGUGAAAGGGUUCAGGGUGAAACUUCAGCUGCAGAGAAUUGUCUUUAGUUUUUCUUCUUUCUCUUUUAUUUGUUCUACUCUUGUCACUUUAACUCCUGUAUUUAAUACUAAGGUGAAGUGAGCCCAACCAAAUCACCUCCAGCAAAGAAAAGAAGCUAUAAGUUGCCAGAAAAGACCAAAGAAUUGCUUGAUGUUGAUACAAUAAACACCAAACUCUGGAGUGAAGUUACCAGUGGAUUACAAGACUACCCUGUUAGUAUUUCUUACAAGCCAUUUGUUAUCAUAUUGAUAGUGUUAUUAAUGAUAGUUAAAGACAUUUUGACAGAUUUGAUUACAAAGAUAAAACUACUAUUGUGAGAGUAGACCUUCAUCAUCAUCAUUCCAUGCCUGUACACUUUUCUCUUUCUGUUGUUUAUUUUGUUAUUUUAUAUUUUGAUGAAGAAGUCGCUACAAAUCUUUAAAUUGAUCCACAGACAUUUGUUCAAAAGGUGGAAGAGGCAUUCACAUGCAUUUGCUGUCAAGACAUUGUAUGUGAACCUAUAACUACAAAAUGUCUUCAUAAUAUCUGUAAGGUAAGUUUUUUCCUUUUUUUUUUUUUACAGCAAGUUAUGUAAAAUAGUUAUUAGUUAUGUACUUAGGUAGUAAUUAAUAUUCCAAGAUUUUGGCUUCCUGCAGUAUUUGUGAAACUCUUAGAAACAUUUAGCACAGAUGAGUCUUGCAAUGGUAGCCCUCUGAGGAAAUCUAAAUGACACCCUAAAACUAAUCUGAGUAAGGUCUUAUCAAGGAGGAAAAAAGCAAGGCUCCAUUCUGUCAGUUAAGAAACCCUCUGUUCCUCUUUACCAGGACUGGAGUGUUAAUGAUUUCUGCCAAAUAUGAUCAUCAAGGAAACCUGUCACAAUUAUUUUAAGGGUUGUAUGUAAUGACCUUAUUCUGUAUCAAGGGAAAGUCAUGAUCAUUUUGGAAUGAUCAAAUAUGGGUGAACUGUGGACAUUUAUCUUCAAACCUUGGACCCCUAAGAGUGACUUGCAUCUAAUUUCUCCUUAAAAUAUCAAUAUCACACACUAUCAUUACAAUAUCACAUUGUUUAAGUCACAAGAGUAAAGGAAAUUAACACCAGCAAAAGAAGCUCUUGAUUGUUAAACAAAUUCUCCUUUCAGCACCUUGAGAAAUGUGCACAGAACAGUAUGAAGAAUAUGCCUAAUGAUUUAAGGGUGGAAAAAGUUAAUGUAAUUUUUUUGUUUUAAAUUCAGCAGCUCUUUAUUCCACAGUCUUAUUGAUUAUUCGAAAAAAAUCCAAUUUCUAUUUUCACAGAGUUGUCUUCAACGCUCCUUUAAGGCAGAGGUUUAUUGUUGUCCAGCUUGUCGCACUGAGCUUGGAAGGAACUACAAAUUCACAGUGAACACAUCUUUAGAUGCAGCUCUCAAUCAUUUGUUCCCUGGUUAUACCAAGGGGCGGUGACCCCCUCCCUCCUUUGGUUGCAUUUGAAAUGCAGCUAAACAAAAUUCACAUGGCUUUUGCAUAUCAUAGACAGUUGUCUUAAACAUGAAAGACUCUACGACCCUUAAGACCCUAAACCUUGAAAACACAACACCUUCAAAAAAAUGGAAUACAAAUUUUCAAGUAUUUUUAUUGUAAGCCCAUACUAAUGCAGGUAAAAAUUGAGAAGGAUGCACUUUCCUUACUUCAUUGUCUCAGUGAUUUCUCCCCUAAAACUUUAUUUCCAUUAAUUUUUUUUUUGGUUUGAAGAAUUAAUACAUGGAACCCUUAGAACCUUGGAGUUCAAAAUGACCUCUAUCAUGAUUCUUUUGGUUGAUUAACCAUAAAUAUUGUUAUUUUGGGGGGUCUUUGUUUUCAAGUUUUUGAGUGUGAUGGGUCCUUGUUUGCAAGACAUACUAUGAAUGACAUUUAUUAACAUUGGAUUAUAUCUUAUCAAGUACAUUGGAAAAAAACUUGAAAAAUACCUAUUUGGAAUUUUGCCUUAUUUAAGAUCAUAACAUGUUGUUCUUUUAAUCAAUAAUAUACUUGACAUUAUAACUGAAUAGUUCCUUAUUAUAUAUUAACUGUAUUUUAUUGAACAUGUUAGAUGCUUGAAGUUGAUAUUAAGUUUGUUCUUUCUCAUGAGAUAUGUACUUGUUGUACUCUUACAUAUUAGAUGUAACAGAAAUUUUUGGUGGAGUUUCAACAAUUAUCCAAGAUUGCAGUAGUUCUUCAUUACUUUGCUCUGUGCUUGUUUUAAAAAAAUUGUGCCACCUCCUCACCCAUUCAGAUGCAACACUAAAAUCAACCAUGAUGAGUUAACCCAUCACAAGCAGUCUUGUUUUUACUUUGAAUUCUCUCAGGUUCCUUGAAAUAUUUUCAUUCAUCCUCACUGGCUGUUGUGAUUACUUUGUUUUUGGUAUUACCACACUCAGUGGAAAGGCAUCCUUCUACACAUAAAUGCAUCUAUGUCUCCAGUGGGUAUUGGCUCAAUAUAGGAGUGAAUUAUGAAGUACACUGUGGAAUUUCUUAACAGAGUGAAUUAUUUCUUGACAGUGAAGCAGCAAAGUCCCACAAUAAAAUUGUAAACCAUUCUAGGCUUCAAUUAUUGUAGAUUGAUAUGAUAUUCUUCAGACAAUGUUGAACAUUUGUUCUCUAUGUUGUGUGCCUUCAGUUUUUAUUAUGAAUGAUGUAAAAUUAUUUUUGAUAUCAUAUUUUAAUAAAGGGC